Mus musculus (house mouse) is the source of this 567-nucleotide messenger RNA. RefSeq names its product MIA SH3 domain containing (gene Mia). The coding region runs from base 105 to 497 and encodes 130 amino acids. Gene Ontology annotation, cellular component: extracellular region. The transcript has 4 exons. The record is from RefSeq and is marked validated. NCBI's taxonomy places the organism in Eukaryota, Metazoa, Chordata, Mammalia, Rodentia, Muridae.
GCGGAGACAGGAUCGAGAACACAGGUUUCCUUGAUAUUCAGCCUGGAAGGAGGGCAGGAGGAGCCCAGAGACCUCGUUCUUCACUUGGUCAUUCUCAGUCCAUGAUGGUGUGGUCCCCAGUGCUCCUUGGCAUCGUCGUCUUGUCUGUUUUUUCAGGGCCUAGCAGGGCUGAUCGAGCUAUGCCCAAGCUGGCUGACUGGAAGCUGUGUGCGGACGAGGAAUGCAGCCAUCCUAUCUCCAUGGCUGUGGCCCUCCAGGACUACGUGGCCCCUGAUUGCCGCUUCUUGACUAUAUAUAGGGGCCAAGUGGUGUAUGUCUUCUCCAAGUUGAAGGGCCGUGGGCGCCUUUUCUGGGGAGGCAGUGUUCAGGGAGGUUACUAUGGAGACCUGGCAGCCCGCCUGGGCUAUUUCCCCAGUAGCAUUGUCCGGGAGGACCUGACUCUGAAACCUGGCAAAAUUGAUAUGAAGACCGAUCAAUGGGAUUUCUACUGCCAGUGAGCUCAGCCUACCGCUAUCCCUGCAGUUACCCUUCCGGCUCUAUGCAAAUACAGCAGCCAAUGGCAAACUA